AUGGCGGCAGAGUCAUCAACCUCCCGGUUCACCGCCGAGAUGCUUGUGACCUUGGAGAUGUUUAAGGAUUCGCAGUGGGAGGAACCGGUCCCCGUUAGUCUCUUCUGGAAUGGUAUAGACUACUCGAUCGCUCGCAAUUUUCUCGGCAACUUUACACAGGCUGAAUUGGCACAGCUGCCCAUCGACCAGGAGAGCACCGCUGACCAGCACUCUAAGCUCAUACUCCUGCUACGACUCCUGCAGGAGAAACUGGAUCAGGAAGAAGCAGCCACUUCCCCCCCGGGCAGCCUCUACACCAGCAACUACCAGCAGUGGUACCGACUAUGGCAAGGGAUUUACGCCCUUCAGGACGAGUUGAACCUUCCCGAAGCGGAACAGACCGUUCGAAUGCUGGUGGACAAGACACCAUAUAAAUCGAACCCAGUGCCGUCGCAUAUGCUAGCGGAGCACCUGGUAAAGGUUGGGAAGUACGAGGAGGCAGAGUGGACCGAGAGACCGAUUUGCGCAUGGAUGGAUGCCCGGCCGCAUUUAGGGCCGUCCUCCCCACAGGCGCUCAACGCUCGUCGGCUUAUCGCUCAAGCCGUGUGGGGACAAGGACCGUCAAGGCGGUCGGAAGCCGAAGCUCUAAUAGCCGAGAUUCACUGGAUCGUUGAGGAGAUGGGCGAAGGGCAGUUUGCAGUUUACCAGGCGGAAGAGAGAAGGCUGAACCGAGAGAUGAUGGCCACUCUCCGAUGA
This is a messenger RNA of Aspergillus niger, 735 nucleotides long. RefSeq lists its product as uncharacterized. The transcript has a single exon. Bases 1 to 735 code for a protein of 244 amino acids. NCBI's taxonomy places the organism in Eukaryota, Fungi, Ascomycota, Eurotiomycetes, Eurotiales, Aspergillaceae. The record is from RefSeq and is a predicted model, not a curated record.